Molecule: messenger RNA, 1971 nt
Organism: Purpureocillium lilacinum
Lineage: Eukaryota; Fungi; Ascomycota; Sordariomycetes; Hypocreales; Ophiocordycipitaceae
Biological process (GO): regulation of cyclin-dependent protein serine/threonine kinase activity; mitotic cell cycle phase transition
Cellular component (GO): nucleus; spindle pole body; cyclin-dependent protein kinase holoenzyme complex
Molecular function (GO): cyclin-dependent protein serine/threonine kinase regulator activity
Source: RefSeq, a predicted model, not a curated record
AUGGACGCUCGGCCUUUCCGACCCCGUGGGUCAGAGAACAUUGUUCCUUCCAUACACCAUCGACAUAGAUCGACUGGAAACCUCACUUCUGUGCCUGCACCCGCUACCGGCUUCCGAGGACCAGCCAAACGCGCUGCCUUUGGCGAUGUCACCAACUUGACCAAGAAUACCGCGGGCGUUCGAGACGACGCGAAGGCGACCAAGGUUCAGUCCGUGGUGCUCCCUCCUCGUCACUCGCAUCCCGUGGGUGUGGUGAACAAGGAAAACAUCCCGUACAACAGCAAGGACGCUUUCUCGCGCCCUGCGCAACGAAACGCCGUCCUAGCCAGCAAACCCAAGCCGGUCACUGACGCCCGGCCGCCCGAGGCAGCAAAGCGGCCCGUGGCGUCCGCCGGCUCUCUCGACACACGCGACUACCCAGGCCAGGGCGAUUUAGUCGUUCCACAACAGAAGGGUCUGACCGAGGCCGACAAAGCAGCCGACCUGUUGAUUUCUCAGGCGCUCAACGAGGGCCUGCCUCUGCAGCCGCGACAUCACAAAAGCCAGCCGCAGUUGAAACCGCAACAGCCAACCCUGCGCCGGACUCAAAGCAGGCAGCUCGAGCGGGUAGACGUGGCGGCCACUGAUCGGACAGCGAAUGGAAGCAUCGACGAGAUAGGCACUCUCUCCCGCCUGGGCGACCGCACCUCCGCCUAUCCUCCACUGCCCUACACUGCCGGCACCUACGAUCCUCUGCCGGAGCCGAACCACAGCGAGGCAUACGUCGACGUGCACGCCAGGCUGCCUGAAAUCUCGGAGGAGCCUUACCACUCCGCCGUUUCGUACCGAGAAGGCCAGACGCCUGGUCUUUCAGAGCCUGAAGAGUGGGACGAGGAAGACGACGAGGACUACGACGACCAGGACCAGGCCUACACGACCGCGCAUUCGUUCCGGUCGCGCGACCUCACUACUGGCGGUGUUACAACACUUUUGGCCCCCCGGAUCACCUCUCGCGUGCAGCGGGAGCUCGAAGAGGCCAAGAUGGAGGUUGAGCGAACCCGCCCCGCGGAGGACAUCGAGGACGAGAUGUGGGAUAUCAGCAUGGUUGCCGAAUAUGGCGACGAAAUUUUUGAGUAUUUCCGAGAGCUCGAGAUGAAGUUGCUCCCGAACCCUCACUACAUGGAGAUCCAGACCGAGAUUCAGUGGUCGAUGCGAUCGGUCCUGAUGGACUGGCUGGUGCAGGUGCACAAUCGGUUUAGUCUGCUGCCUGAGACGCUCUACCUCACGGUCAACUACAUCGACCGCUUCCUCUCUUGCAAGGUCGUCUCCAUCGGCAAGCUGCAGCUGGUCGGAGCGACGGCGAUCCUGGUGGCGUCCAAGUACGAGGAGAUCAACUGCCCCUCGCUGGAGGAAAUCGUCUAUAUGGUAGACGGCGGCUACAGCGUGGAGGAGAUCCUCAAGGCUGAGCGCUUCAUGCUCAGCAUGCUGGGCUUCGAGCUCGGAUGGCCGGGACCUAUGAGCUUCCUCCGGCGCGUCAGCAAGGCGGACGACUACGACCUGGACACGCGCACGCUGGCAAAGUACUUUCUCGAGUUGACCAUCAUGGACGAGCGCUUCGUCGCCUCGCCGCCCAGCUUCCUGGCUGCCGGGGCCCACUGCCUGUCGAGGCUGAUUCUGAACAAGGGUGACUGGACCAAGCAGCAUGUCCACUACUCGGGGUACACGUGGGUGCAGAUCAAGCCGCUCGUCACCAUGAUGAUUGAGUGCUGCGAGAACGCCGCCCUGCAUCACUCGGCCGUCUACGAGAAAUACAAGGACAGACGGUUCAAGGAGGCAUCGAAGGUUGUGCAGCGGGCCCUGGACGCGGGCUUCAAGCUGCCGCAUCAGAACAUCCCCGUCCGCGCCAGCCGCUCGCGACCGGUCCGCGUCGAGCAGCAUUCUACUGAGUGCGCCUCCUACACAAACGGGCUCCUGGUUUCCACCGAAGGAUGA